Serpula lacrymans var. lacrymans S7.9 is the source of this 673-nucleotide messenger RNA. RefSeq lists its product as uncharacterized. The transcript is spliced from 4 exons. Gene Ontology annotation, molecular function: catalytic activity. Gene Ontology annotation, biological process: nucleotide metabolic process. Bases 1 to 543 code for a protein of 180 amino acids. Lineage: Eukaryota; Fungi; Basidiomycota; Agaricomycetes; Boletales; Serpulaceae. The record is from RefSeq and is a predicted model, not a curated record.
AUGACAUCUUUCAUCAUCAAUGCUCAUGUAAAUCGACAAGUCACGCCUGACUGGAGAGAUACUUCCCAUUGUCCAUUUUGCUAUAUCAUUCAAGGGAGCUCAUCUGCACACCGAGUAUACGAAGAUGACAAAGUCGUAGCAAUUCUAGACAUAUUACCCUUACGGCCGGGACAUACACUUGUCAUUCCAAAGAUUCAUUGCCCUAGACUCUCGGACUUGCCUCCAGACUUUGCAGCGGCCGUCGGACAAGCGGUUUCCAAAGUCGCACAUGCCCUUACACAAGCCCUGGAUAACACUGCCCUCAAUGUAGUUUGCAACCAAGAAUACGCUCAAGCCGUGCCUCAUGUGCAUUAUCAUAUCAUACCAGCCCCGACUUUUGGCCAGAGCUCAAACGGUGGUAAAGGGGUUGAACAUGUGGAGAAAACCCUGUCCACGGGGCUCUUUGCCUGUAAGGACAUGCAUCAGCGAGAGUUCGAGUCGCGGUCAGAGUUGGACGAUGACGAUGGGGAUGCUCUCGCCGCAAAGAUACGGGCGCGUUUGUGAUGAGCUUGGUUUCAGGGAACGACUAUCUAUGACAACAUUAUCAUUUGGUUCAUUUGGUUUUCUUCGCUUGUAUAGAUCUUAAUACUGUAGUGCUCGUUUAAUACUUGUACCAGCGUUGAGUUGAGGACAU